This is a messenger RNA of Wasmannia auropunctata (little fire ant), 1700 nucleotides long. RefSeq names its product arrestin domain-containing protein 2-like. The transcript has 7 exons. NCBI's taxonomy places the organism in Eukaryota, Metazoa, Arthropoda, Insecta, Hymenoptera, Formicidae. Gene Ontology annotation, cellular component: cytoplasm. Gene Ontology annotation, biological process: protein transport. Bases 358 to 1476 code for a protein of 372 amino acids. The record is from RefSeq and is a predicted model, not a curated record.
UAUAUUAUACUUCGACCAGUGCGUAGUUUCAGUGCGUAGUUUCUUGUGGUUCGUAUCAGCUACGAGUUUCAAUAUGUGAUACUCCAUUCUUAAAAAUAGACCAAUAGGAUUCUGUUUAAAAUUUCGCCCCAUAUUCGUAUAUCUGCUUCAUAUAUCUAUAAAUAUGAGUUCGAUCAAAAUUGUACUAAUUACGUCAAAAGAGAUAUGUGGAAGUGACACUUUAAAGAAGAUAAUAUCAAUUGAUCAUGUGUUUUGAAGGCGACAUAAUUUGCUUAACGUUUUCAUAGUGGAGAACGCCAAUAUGAAACCACUUAAUGUUUUCAAGUUCGCACACCGAUCAAGUGUAGCCCAUGUCGCAUGUCUACUCGAUCGCUCAGUGCGAGAUCCCAGUUGUCACAAGUCCAUUGCGACAGAAAGAUGCCGUCGCUGAACAAUUUUCAUAUUGAGUUCGAUCAGCCGAGCAGCCAUAUUUACAAACCUGGCGAAAUUGUUAGCGGUUACGUUAUUAUCGGUUUGGCAAAGGAAAAAUUAGCCGAAGCACUAAAAUUAACGGCUAAAGGAGAAGCUAAGGUCAGCUGGGAUGAGACAUCGAGCACAACAGAUAGUGACGGAAAUUCUACCACUACUACUUAUAGUGGAACUGAGCUUUAUUUUAGUGUGAACAUUUUGCUGUUAGAAAGCUCGGACGAUGGAAAAGUGCAUCUUCCUGCAGGAUUGAGUAGAUAUCCCUUUUGUAUCCAAUUACCUCACAACAUACCAUGCAAUUUCGAAGAUCGUGUUGGUCAUGUUAGAUAUACGAUCCACGCAAUCAUUGUUAGACCAUGGCGAUUCAAUCAUAAAUGUAAAGUUGCAUUAACCAUAAAUACGCCUUAUGACUUAAACAUUCGUCGGGAGCAGUGUAUCGGCAUAUCCGAAGAAAUAAGUGAAACUUUCUCUUGCUGCUGCUGUCUCAGUAGUGAUACAGUAAACGCACAUAUUAAAGUACCAAUGACAGGAUUCGUUCCGGGACAAUGGCUCGAGGUAUUCUUCGAAUUAAAGGAUACUGCAGUCAUCGCUGCAUUGCAGAAAAUCUGCGUUAAAUUACAAAAAGCCCUCGAAUAUCGCGCAAAUGUGUCGAGAAAACGCGUUCGGACAACUGUGGCAUCUGUGCAUAAACAAAUGCAAUCGGAUAAACUCACUGAUUUUACGUUACGCAUACUUGUUCCAUCGACACCAUCUUCGGAAUUGGAAUUCUGUAAUAUAAUUAAUCUAAAAUAUAUUCUGCGUAUCGGCUUUCACAGUUCAAAAACGUAUCCCAAGAUCGUCAGAGAGUAUCCAAUUUUAAUUGGAACAAUACCACUGCAGUCUUUACUAUUGACUCCUGCAAUUUCGGCUUCUCCACCUAUACUUCAGUAUACAUCAAACGAAGAAGUGACUGCAGAAUCUAAUAUAGCAUCAGCUCCUCCAUUGUAUGAAGAAUGCUACAUGAAGCGUUAAGUAUCAAAACUUUACAGGAAUUUUUCUACUUAUGGGCAUGGUACAAAUGAAUCCUUUGCACCAAAAUAUCCAGUCUUCAAAUUUGCACGUAAGACAAUUAUAUUAAGUCAAUUACACGAUUUUUAUCAGCUACAAUAGUGUAAACUCGGUAUAUACGCCGCGCGAGGAUUUACGUCAGAAAAAAUAGAAGAAGUGAAACUAAUUUUCUCGCAACCACUCUGUUA